UAGUUACCUUUGGUAAAUCACCAAGCAACAACUUCAACUAAAAAGUCAUCUACUUCACCAAGUAAAGCAGUCAUGGCAACCUCUGCAAUUCAAAAAUCUUCCUUUGCUGGCCAGACUGCUUUGACGCAAUCGAAUGAGCUUGUUCGCAAGGUCGGUUCCUCCGGCGAUGGCCGCAUUAGCAUGCGCAGGACUGUUAAAAGUGCUCCCCAAAGCAUUUGGUAUGGUGCAGACCGACCAAAGUACUUGGGCCCAUUCUCCGAGCAAACUCCAUCAUAUUUGACCGGUGAAUUUCCCGGUGACUAUGGCUGGGACACUGCUGGUUUAUCCGCUGACCCUGAAACAUUUGCCAAGAACCGUGAGCUUGAGGUGAUCCACUGCAGAUGGGCCAUGCUUGGUGCACUUGGCUGCGUCUUCCCUGAACUCCUUUCUAAGAAUGGAGUCACAUUCGGUGAAGCCGUUUGGUUCAAAGCCGGUUCUCAAAUCUUCUCGGAAGGUGGCCUUGACUACCUCGGCAACCCCAACCUAAUUCAUGCUCAGAGCAUCCUCGCCAUAUGGGCUUGCCAGGUUGUGCUCAUGGGAUUAAUCGAAGGCUACAGAGUGGGUGGAGGACCCCUUGGUGAAGGUCUCGACCCCAUUUACCCUGGAGGCUCCUUCGACCCUCUAGGAUUGGCUGAUGAUCCCGAAGCAUUCGCUGAAUUGAAAGUAAAGGAAGUAAAAAACGGACGUUUGGCUAUGUUUUCCAUGUUUGGAUUCUUCGUUCAAGCCAUUGUCACCGGAAAAGGACCUGUUGAAAACCUUUACGACCACCUUGCUGACCCAGUUGCCAACAAUGCUUGGGCUUACGCUACCAACUUUGUUCCCGGAAAGUGAAAAGAAUCAUCAGCUAUAUGAUAUUUAUACCUUUCACUUGUAACAUUACUGAGUCUCCUUUUGUUCAAAUGCUCAUUAAUGGAAGUUUUUGUGAAAAGUAUUGUAUUGUAUUGUAAAAUAUCAGAAUUAUUCUGCUGAAA
Molecule: messenger RNA, 1010 nt
Organism: Mercurialis annua (annual mercury)
Lineage: Eukaryota; Viridiplantae; Streptophyta; Magnoliopsida; Malpighiales; Euphorbiaceae
Product: chlorophyll a-b binding protein 5, chloroplastic-like
Exons: 3
Coding region: 73-870 (265 amino acids)
Biological process (GO): response to light stimulus; photosynthesis, light harvesting in photosystem I
Cellular component (GO): chloroplast envelope; chloroplast thylakoid membrane; plastoglobule
Source: RefSeq, a predicted model, not a curated record